Molecule: messenger RNA, 4238 nt
Organism: Oreochromis aureus
Lineage: Eukaryota; Metazoa; Chordata; Actinopteri; Cichliformes; Cichlidae
Gene: nod2
Product: nucleotide-binding oligomerization domain containing 2
Exons: 11
Coding region: 278-3238 (986 amino acids)
Biological process (GO): defense response to bacterium; positive regulation of canonical NF-kappaB signal transduction; regulation of apoptotic process
Cellular component (GO): cytosol
Molecular function (GO): protein binding
Source: RefSeq, a predicted model, not a curated record
UGUUUGGAAAACACCAGGGAAGUUGAGCAUUGCGUCUAUGCCACAUCUCCGCCUGUAUUUAGUUUCCAUAUUAUGGGAGGGACUUGGAAGCAGAGCAAGUUUCACUUUCAGCUGCAGAACAGGGAAGCGGUAGGACCCUAUAAUUCUACAGCGGCUCUGUUCGUAUGACAGAGGGAGGAAAGAAAGCCAUGUUCCCAUUAAAUGUUUUCACACCACAAGAAGCAGAAGUAACCACAAACUGAAUGUCCCUGAGCAUGGGCACUGAUAUGGACAAAGAAUGCUUGCCGAGGAACUAGUGCUUAAACAAAGGACGAAGAUACUGCAUGCACUGUGCAGCAGUGGGUCAGCAGAACAUCUGGAGAGAGUUCUGGAUAUACUGCUUGCCAAGGGGGCGCUCAUAUGGGAGGACUACCAGAACAUACAGGUACCAGGAAGAACACUAUAUACCAAUGCAAGACAGCUGCUUGAUCUGGUCUAUACAAAGGGUGUGGACACAUGUGGGCUCUUUCUAGCUGCUCUCAAACUGGCCUUGCCUGAAGCACAGGCAGUGGGGCUCUCCUUCUCUGAAUCCUGCUCAAAUCUACAAGAAAACGAUGAAUGUCAGAGCACUUCUAAUCAAACUCUUCUGGCUCAACGACCAAGCCUUGUCCACAAGCUUCAGGGCUGUGUUGAUGGUGUUCUAGCAGCUCUGCUGGAUUCGGGUCACUUUUCUUCAGCUGAUUGUGAUGAAGUGCGGUUGCCUAUAUAUACUCCCACCCAACAGGCAAGGCGUCUGCUUGACCAUGUCAGAUCCAGAGGUGAUUUAGCAGCAUCGGUUCUCCUGCAGUACAUUCAUCAAAAACACGAACCUGGAUUGCCACUUAACCAGAGGGAACUGACUCCUCCCAAAGAGUUUUUAAAGUACCAGAAGAAGCUGAGCAGUUCUGUGUCUGCUCAGGCCUGCUUUCUCAGUACUUAUGCGGGAACUAGCCAUAUGUCUCUCGAUGACAUUUACACUGAUGGCCAGCUGGAACUAGCCGAAGUUAAUGCCCAUGGACCUUUGGGAUUGGAAGACAUCGUUGGUUUGGUGGGUAUAGUGAAUGAGGAGGCAGACACAGUGCUAGUAUCCGGGGAGGCAGGCAGUGGAAAAAGCACCCUUCUCCAGAGGCUGCACUUGCUUUGGGCUCGAGGGGUAGCCCUUCAAGACUUUCUCCUUCUAUUUCCAUUCAGCUGUCGCAGGUUGAAUUCAGAGCACAAUGAACUGUCAGUCCAGGAGUUGUUGUUUCAGCACUGCUGCUGGCCAGACCGGAACCAAGAAGAAAUUUUCCAGUUCAUCUUGGACCACCCACAUCAAAUCCUGUUCACUUUUGAUGGCCUGGAUGAGCUCAAGCAGAGCUUUACAGAUGAGCACAGAGUUUGCUGCCCCACCCAGCGUGCACCUGUUCAUGUAUUAUUGUUCAACUUAAUCCAGGGUUCCCUCAUGAAGGGGGUGCAGAAAGUGGUCACUAGCCGUUCAGAAGCAGUGAGCCCAUUGUUAAAGAAGCACCUACGCAAAGAGGUUGUCCUGAAAGGGUUUUCCCCAACUGGGAUUGACAGUUUUGUACGGAAACAUCACAGGGACCCCACUGUAGCUGCUAAGGUUUUAGAGUCAAUGCAGGCGAACACAGCUUUACUUGGACUAUGUCACAGUCCAGUUCUCUGCUGGAUAGUUUCACAGUGCCAUAAGGAGCUGCUGGGCUGUGGAGAAGGCAGCCCCAAAACAAUUACAGAUGUUUACCUGAUGAUCUUACAGCACUUUCUCCAGCACCAAAGUCCUCUGAAGAGCACCAUGGGUUUAGGCUGGCUACAGGAGCACCUAAAAACAGUCCUUCUUCUUGGACAGCUUGCUUUUGAGGGGAUAACAUCCACCUGUUAUAUUUUUUCAGGUACAGACCUAGAAGCAUGCGGUGUAACUGAAAAGGAUAUCUGCAUGGUUUUUCUGAUAAAAAGCAAAGAUAUGUCCUCUACUCACUCCAAAUGCUAUGAAUUCAGUCAUGUGACAUUGCAAUGUUUCUUUGCUGCUCUCUUCAUUGUUUUGUCAAGUAACACUAACCGUUCAGUUAUCCCAAAGCUCUUUGAGCUAGAGAACAGGGAGACAGGUCUUACACGUGUCUGCUUUACAGCCUGCUUGCCUUCCAGUGAUCAACAACAGCAAGCUUCAGAGAAGGAAAGUAAAGCAGCAGAGACACCAAAUCUGCAAAUCACAGCCAUGUUUGUGUCUGGACUAUUGUCCCAGCGCCAUCAAAAUCUGUGGCUCCACUGCUGCCCCAGUGCUGCAGUGGAGAAAAAGGCCAGACAGGUGGCAAGAUGCCUUUCCAAAGGCAUUCAGAAACACUUUAGGUCCAUUCCCCAACCUGUACAAGGGGAAAAGAAGAGCAUGCAUGCAAUGCCGGACUUUGUGUGGCUUAUAAAAUGCCUCUAUGAGAUGCAGGAGAGUCGGAUAGCUAAAGAUGCUAUGAGCAAGCUGGAGGUGGACCAUUUGAAAUUGACAUACUGUAAUAUCGGACCUGUAGAGUGCACGGCGCUUGCUUAUGUGCUCCAGCACUUAAGAAAUCCUGUAGGCCUCCAGCUGGACAACAACUCUGUGGGUGAUGUUGGAGUGGAACAGCUUCUUCCCUGCAUGCACAUUUGCAAUUCCCUUUACCUCAGAAAUAACAACAUUACAGAUGAGGGCAUCCGCAAACUGAUUGCUAAAGUCAUCCAGUGUGACAGCUUUCAGAAAAUUGCGCUCUUCAACAACAAAUUAACUGAUGCUUGCAUGCAGGAUUUUUCUUAUUUAUUGAAGACCAAGCAGGUCUUCAUUUCUUUAAGGCUAGGCAACAAUAACAUAACAGCAGAAGGAGCAAAGCAGCUGGCAGAGGGACUGAAAGCCAAUCAAACCUUGGCGUACUUAGGGUUAUGGGGCAAUAGGAUAGGUGAUGCAGGAACUGAGGCCCUUGCUAGUAGUCUUGAGAGAAGCAACUCUCUGGUGUGGCUAAGCCUGGUAGGCAAUGGUGUAGGGAGUGCAGGAGCAUGUGCCCUCGCUAAUCUCAUCAGGAAGAGCACAUCACUGCAGGAACUUUGGUUGACAGAAAACUGCAUAACCAGAACGGGGGUGGAAUGUCUGAUUCAAGCCCUUAAACACAAUACACAUGUGACAUCAGUAUGGUUAAGAAACAAUGAUCUCAGUUUGGAGGAUGCAGAAGAAAUGAAGCAACUGGAAUCAAGACUGAUCUUCUGAUUUGUAUUGCACUGGCAAAAGACUGUACUUUGCAAGAAAAUGUAUUUUAUUUAUUACAGGAAUGGUUUCUACUUAUAUUUGAGAUUUAAAAUGUGUGUAAUAGGGUUUUUUCUUUUAUUCGGAUCAGUGUUUUUUCAAGGUUGCAAAAUACAUACACCUCUUUAUUGGGUUUUUAUAGGUGGAAGUGGUGUGGCAUUGCUUUAUACCAUAACAAAUACUACCUUUUACAUCACCAACACAACUUCUACUACUCAUAGUAACAGCAGAAGUGUUAUUUUUAUUUUUUGUUUCUUUAUUUUAUUUUGUUGUAGUUAGUGGAAAGAGGUGUGACAUUUUACUACAGAAUGUAAGACUGUAUAGUCUGUGGUUACCGUUAUGGAAGAGUUGUAACACCUUCAUAUCCUUCAGUCAGAAACAGCUACACAUGUACAGUUACAUUGUCUUAAGGGUUACAAAAAAGGUUACAUUUGAAGUUUGCAGAGAAGGGCAGAGGCAAAUAUGCUGUUUUGGAGUGGAAAAAAAAGAAAAACAAUUUUCUGUAUCAGAUCAGAUGUAUGUUUUUACUAUACUGAGCUUAAAUGUCUGGGAGAUUUACAAAGAGUAUUCUUACAGUCCAAACGAGUAUUCUCAAAGUCCUUGUUGUGCAAGUUAAAAGUAGAAAUUACUGACAUUACAAGUUUCAAUUUUUGUUUAUUAAAACUUAUCACAGCAGAAAAGUUUAUAGAGCACAUUUUGUUGUAUGUUUUUUUCUGGUUGUUUGUUUUAGGAAUGAGUUUACAACUCUGUGGAGUUUGAUGGAAAUUGGGUGUAUUCUGUUUUACACUAUAUACUAUAUUUUUGCUGUCUAUGUUACCUGUUUUUGUCAUGUGUGUAAACUGGUUUCUAUUUUCUGUCUUUUAAUAUAAUGCUCAUUAAGCAGAUGUGUAAUUAAAAAAACAUCCUAUACAAAGAAAAUUCCCAUUCUGCAGUUAAUCCUGAUUGAAUAAAUGCAGCUCAAGUA